CGGAUCGUCUAGAUACCUGGAGAAGACAUGGACCCCGUCCUAAUCUCCAGUCUUCUCCUGAGUUUAAUGGUUCACAUGUCCCACGCAGAUAGCUACACCCUGACUUAUCAUCACACCUACCUUGCAAUCUCAGAUCCAGAUUUUUUUGCUGAUUUAUAUCUGAAUGACAUCCCCAUAUAUUGGUAUGACAGCAAUAACAAAUGGCUGGAGCCUCUGGUCCCCUGGAGAAGGAAGAUGGCAUCUCCCAACUUCUGGAGAAAUCUUCAGUUAGAACUCUGGAGUGAUGAAAAUCUAAUGAGGAAUACAACACUCGGUAAUGGCACCCAACAAUAUAUACAUGGUUGCAUGGAAACCAGCAAUGGCUCGUUCCAGUACAACUUCCGGAAUGCAUUUAAUGGAAUAGAACUUUUAAGGUUUGAUACGGACACUGGAAAUUAUUCCUCGGAAAUUGAUGGUAAUCAGGAAAUUGUGGAUGCUCUGAACGAGAACAGAACAGCAAAGAAGUUGAGAACAGAAGAACUGACUUCCUUCUGUGAGAACAUAACUAAAUUUUUAGUGAUGAAUGGGCAAGAAUACAUCCACAGAAAAGUUGCACCAGAUGUAAUAGUGCUCUCUAGUGGUGAUGCACUGUACUGCAAGGCAUAUGGACAUUACCCCAGAAAAAUUGAUAUGACUUGGUACAAGAAUGGACAGAUUAUACCUGAUGGGGAAUUGGAGAGGCUGACGCUGCCUCUCACUGAUCAGACCUAUUUGUCCUCUGUUUCGGUCAAUAUAUCCUCGAUAUCAGAAGAUGCAUACAUCUGCCUGGUAAACCACAGCAGCCUGGAGGGUCCGACAUCUAUACUAUGGAGGAAAUCUGGCCUGUUGGCGUCUAGUCCAUCUAACAGCAAUAUUAAUGUAAUUCCUUCCAUCGGGAUAGUGAUCCUCAUCACACUCAUCGUCAUUCUGUUCGUGUUAGCCUCUGUGUUUGGAUUCACAACGUGGGAAAAAAACAGAAAAGCCCGAAUGGGUACGGUUUUCAACAAUGAUCCCAGUUCCUGAUUUCCCUUCGAUCCCGUUCACAGCUCCGUCAUUUCAUGUCCGAAUACCCAAAAAUAAGACCCAUCUCCAAGAGACUGACAUACACAUCUCCUCGUGGACUUUAUCACUGAUGACAAACUACUGAGGACCCUCCAUCGCCAACACAAUAAUGCACAGGAUGUUGCGUUUAAGUCUUGUUAAUUAAAAAUAUAGUUUAGGAUGAACUCCCUCCUGUGGGUACACUCAAUGAAGGUUCAAUCUGAUUUGUGUCUUUCCUAUUGUACGACUGGUAAAAAGGUUAUCUGCCACCCAAAAUUAAUGUAUUCAGUGCUGUAUUGUUAUUUCAUAUAUUUUGUGUUGGACAUCAUCUUGGUUUUGACAUUAUAAAACCUGAUAAACUAAAAUAUGUGGUUCUCUCCAUGCGACGCCAUUGUAAGGUUGUAACUGCGACACAACGU
Molecule: messenger RNA, 1478 nt
Organism: Pelobates fuscus (common spadefoot toad)
Lineage: Eukaryota; Metazoa; Chordata; Amphibia; Anura; Pelobatidae
Product: major histocompatibility complex class I-related gene protein
Exons: 6
Coding region: 28-1041 (337 amino acids)
Biological process (GO): immune response
Cellular component (GO): external side of plasma membrane
Source: RefSeq, a predicted model, not a curated record